Molecule: messenger RNA, 3573 nt
Organism: Protopterus annectens (West African lungfish)
Lineage: Eukaryota; Metazoa; Chordata; Ceratodontiformes; Protopteridae
Product: P2X purinoceptor 4-like
Exons: 12
Coding region: 121-1434 (437 amino acids)
Biological process (GO): response to ATP; monoatomic cation transmembrane transport
Cellular component (GO): plasma membrane; nuclear inner membrane
Molecular function (GO): extracellularly ATP-gated monoatomic cation channel activity; ATP binding; purinergic nucleotide receptor activity
Source: RefSeq, a predicted model, not a curated record
CUUAGACUGAAAGUGCCCAAGGGCCCCCCAAAAUGCUUAUACCGGCCCUGAUUAUUACGCAAUAUAUUGCUGAUUUACACUCAGCUCCGCGGUAAACAGAUUUGCUUAAUCAGUAACUGAAUGUUACAAGCGACAGACAGUCAUAUGACUACUUCAGGCAAACACCGCACUGUGGAAAACCCAACACUCCGGCAGCUUCAGCAAGUAACUUCGGAAACCUCCUUCAGAUACCAAUCCGCAACAGCAAUGGCUUCAGGGGGUACGUGUUGUGGGACCAUUUCUGGGUUUCUCUUUGAAUAUGAUACACAGAAGAUAGUACUGAUUAAAAACCGGAAAGUCGGACUUAUGAAUCGGCUAGUCCAGUUGGCAAUUAUUGCAUACGUUAUUGGAUGGGUCUUUGUUUGGCAAAAGGGAUACCAGGAAUUUGACAAAGUACUAAGUUCAGUCAGUACGAAAGUAAAAGGAGUGGCCAAGACAAAUGGCUCCAAACUGGGAGUGAGGAUAUGGGAUGUUGCUGAUUAUGUGAUUCCACCACAGGAAGAAAACUCUUUUUUUGUGAUGACAAACAUGCUUCUUACGAUGAAUCAGAAGCAAGGUCAAUGUCCUGAGGUGCCCAGUGUUACAACUAUAUGCCAGACAGAUAAUGACUGCAGCACCGAUGUUCCUGACAUUCACAGCAGUGGCAUUCCUACUGGAAGAUGUGUAUUCUAUAAUGCAACUGUCAAGACCUGUGAAGUUUUUGCUUGGUGUCCAGUAGAAAGUGACACAGUUGUACCCAAGCCUGCUCUUCUUGGUGUUGCUGAGAACUUUACUGUCUUGAUCAAGAACAACAUCCGAUACCCAAAGUUUAAUUUUACAAAGAGAAAUAUUUUAGAUACAGUAAACACUUCCUAUCUCAGCAAAUGUAUUUUCAACCGCAAGACAAACCCAAACUGUCCCAUCUUUCGUUUGCGUGACAUUGUGAUGGAAGCAAAUGCUGAUUUUCAGGAAAUGGCAGUACAGGGUGGAGUGAUGGGGAUUCAGAUUAAAUGGGAUUGUGACCUUGAUAAAUCUGCAUCAAAGUGCAUUCCAGAGUACUCCUUCCGUCGUUUAGAUAACAAAAAUGAGGAGCACAAUGUUGCACCUGGCUAUAAUUUCAGGUUUGCAAAAUACUAUAAAGAUGUAAACAACACAGAAACAAGAACAUUAAUUAAAGCAUAUGGUAUACGUUUUGAAGUACUUGUUUUUGGACAGGCUGGAAAAUUUAAUAUUAUUCCUACAAUGAUUAAUAUUGGGUCUGGUUUGGCAUUACUUGGAGUGGCUACAGUUCUGUGCGAUAUAAUUGUCCUCUACUUGUUAAAGAAGAAAUACUACUACAGAGAGAAGAAGUACAAAUAUGUUGAAGACUAUGAACUGGGUAUAAAUGAACAAGAUACGUACAAAACGAGUCAGUAACUUGACAGAAGAGCUGUCGCACUUAUUUCACUAUGGAGAUUUAUAACACUGCAAUGACUAAUGCACUAUAUUUCACAGUAUAUGAGGGAAAAAGUCUCUGGAAUCGAAUUGUGUUUUCACAUGUUUCCCACAUCUAAAUGAACAUAAUGGAAGUUGUCCAUAAGCAUCUGAAAAAGGGACCAAUGGCUAACAAACCGUGAACUUGAGAUGGGUGGACCACAUCUGUCAUGUUUAGAUGCACUUGUGUAAGCAAGGUGCCAUGUUUUAUAAAUCUAAAUUUCGUUUUCUUAUGAAAUUUUCUUAAUAGCAGCCUAGGUUGUACUGAUGACUGGAAAACAGGCAGUUGGUCAAGCACUGGUAAUUUAUGGUGGAUCCACAGCAUCAGAGUUUUUGUCUAGGUCAAGGAGCAAGCAUUGACAACUUAGGACUACUGAAAAAUGUACUUGGGGAGGGGUAAAGGAAAAUAUCCGUUUUUAAUCAGGUUGCUGCUAGGUAUCUAGAAAAUUCAGUCACAAACAUGUCUUCAUAGUAGUUGUACAGCAUGUCUUGUAUAGCAGGUUUAUUUUUAUUGGGGAAUCCAUCAUGCCAUUUGCUCUUGUAAAGCCAGGCAAGCAUAGAAUAGCAAAAACUCUCUGAUAGAAUUUAAAAGUAUCUAGUCUGUAAUUCCAUGGCAUGAUGAGCAAGAUGUUUUGUCUGUGUGCAUUUUUAGGUUGUCAGGACUCUUGCCGCCAGAUUUUUGCCCAAGUAGUGCAACAAGCUGUUUAUUAAAGGAGUUGUAUGAGAGCAGCAUCAGCUGGUCUCCAAACAUGUCUGCAAACUGGUGACAUUCUGACCAGUUCAUGCUGCUCUUGUAAUCUCUGUCAUCUAAUUACAUAGGUUAAAGUUCAGGUGUUGGAUCAUCUACCUUUCCCCAGGCAUUCUGCUUUGAAGAUAACAUUUUAAAAUGCUCAUUGAAGCAUACUACUACACAUCUGAAUGCUGAUUUUAUUUAAUUUCCACCACCUCUUCACAGCCCCAGAAACCCCUUCAGUUCUAACACAAGUUCUGCUAUAACAGUAGACUAUGGCUGUUGAAAAUGCCCCCUCCCCCCAAAUAGUGUAAUUUUUGUAAGCCUCAAGAGUACUGCACCUGAAUGUGAAAAGAAAUGCACUUUUGAGCUCCUGACAUUUUUGGCAUUAAUGUACUGGAGAUUGUAUCACUAUAUAUUACCUACUGUGGUAAGCUAUACCGGUGUUCUGGCAUUCUAGGGUGUAUAGAUUCUUAGAAAUGUGCUUUUUACAGUGUAUUUGACCUGUAUGUACAGCUUGUGCACUUUUUUCCCCAAGCUGGCAGUAACAUAUGGUGUGCAUUACAGAUGAAUGUUUGUUUUGGUCAUUUCAUCAAUCAUAUUUUCUGGCUCUCCCACUGAUCACCUAGUUUCCUCCAACAUUCCAGUCCUAGCAUCCCAAAGAUAAUGCUUAUUCCAAGUGAGCACUGAAGCACUUUGUAAUGUCAUCAGUAAGCUUUCUGCACCUUAGCCUUUUAGACCAUGUUGAGCCAAGUGAUGUUCCACAGUGUAAUAAACUUGAAUGUGUUCAGAUUAACUUUUGCCCAGAAAUGUUGCUCAUUGAGAAUGUCCAAGUCACUGAAAAUCUGUAAGUAUUUGCAUGGUCUUUGCCAUUCAUCUCAGAAAUAUGGAAGAUGUUUAAAUAAGGGAUGCAUAUGUUUAUAUGGCCAGUAAUGUUUCAGAUUCUGAUCAGUUGUCUGAACAAUAUUUAUUUAGAUUCAAUAAUAGCCUAUACUGUUCAGAAACCUUGAUUACUGCCGUGCACUGUGACAGAGAGGACUACAACAUGCUUGUGAACUAAACAGAGCCUAGUUUAUAUUUAUUGGAUUUUUAUGAGAUAAGGUUUACUUGUGCAUGUGGUUGCACCUUGCUUUUAGCCAGAAAGUGUGAUGCGUGUUCUAAGCUGUGAUAUCACCACAGCUAAAUUAUUCCCCACAUUCCUAAAGCUGGUCAGAAAAUCUCUGUGAAUGUGUCUGAAGUCACAGUACAUGUUAUCUUUGUAAAAUGUCAUUUUCUUAAUUGACUUAACCAGGAGAAUUUCUAUAUUAUGUGUAAGCACUUCAUUGUUUUUUAAUAAAAUGCAAGACAUCACA